UUAAUCGAUUUAUGAAUUCAUUGUAUAGUAAGCUAGUGCUCUUAUAUGGACGUGCUGAAUAACGAGAGAUAUCGAAUUUAAUACAAUGGCGUUUAGUUUGGCCGCUUUUUCAUAUAUUUUAGCUUUAAUUGUGGAUGCAUUUUUAAUAUUUUUUGUAAUAUUUCAUGUCAUUGCAUUUGAUGAACUACAAUCUGGACAGAAAAAUCCAAUUGAUCAAUGUAAUAGUUUAAAUCCGCUUGUACUUCCAGAAUAUGCUCUACACGUUUUGAUUAAUUUUUUUUUUCUGAUAAGUGAACAAUGGUUUACAUUAUGUUUAAAUAUCCCAUUAAUAGCAUAUCAUGUAUGGAGAUAUACAAAUAGACCUGUAAUAACAGGACCUGGUUUAUACGAUCCAACUAGUAUAUUAAAUGCACAUGAUUUAGCAAUGUUUCAACGAGAAGGAUGGGUGAAAUUAGCCUUUUAUCUUCUAUCCUUUUUCUUUUAUUUAUAUGGUAUGAUAAGUUCAUUGAUUCAAUGAAAUCAGCAUGCAUAACAUUAUGCAUAAUUUUUUACUUUAAUAUUACAAUGGCAUUAAACAGCUUUUGUGCUACUCCGAUGCUGGUUUCAACACGGAUAAUAUCCUAAGUAUAAG
This is a messenger RNA of Polistes canadensis, 631 nucleotides long. RefSeq names its product protein cornichon (gene cni). Lineage: Eukaryota; Metazoa; Arthropoda; Insecta; Hymenoptera; Vespidae. Gene Ontology annotation, biological process: endoplasmic reticulum to Golgi vesicle-mediated transport. Gene Ontology annotation, cellular component: endoplasmic reticulum membrane; COPII-coated ER to Golgi transport vesicle. Bases 86 to 517 code for a protein of 143 amino acids. The transcript is spliced from 4 exons. The record is from RefSeq and is a predicted model, not a curated record.